Molecule: messenger RNA, 5780 nt
Organism: Neoarius graeffei (lesser salmon catfish)
Lineage: Eukaryota; Metazoa; Chordata; Actinopteri; Siluriformes; Ariidae
Gene: itpkcb
Product: inositol-trisphosphate 3-kinase Cb
Exons: 7
Coding region: 51-2045 (664 amino acids)
Biological process (GO): inositol phosphate biosynthetic process
Cellular component (GO): nucleus; cytoplasm
Molecular function (GO): inositol tetrakisphosphate kinase activity; inositol-1,4,5-trisphosphate 3-kinase activity
Source: RefSeq, a predicted model, not a curated record
AUUCAGUCAGGGUUAAAGGCAUUGGCUGAUUGAUCGGUACGGCAGGCAGGAUGGGUCAGUCUCUGUGCGCGUUGUCAUACUCGACAGCGCCUUCAGUCAAGCGGAACGGAAACGUUGCCCGAGUUGCGGGUGGAACAUUACAAGUUUGCGGAAUUGCGUGUUUAGAAAGCAGGAGCCACCGGUUGGACGACAAUCCGAUGAAAAAUAAGCAAUCAUACCGGCGCCACGCGUUUGAAGUCGUAGAUGUAGUGUUGGAGGAGCGCCGAGAGAGAGACGGACAGAGGAAGUCGUACGACGGUGCUCGAGACUCGGAAACGGAUCGGACCGGCGCUCGCGGUGACGCACGCGCUUCCGCCGCUCGCUCCGAAGGAGUUUCGAAGGACGGACCCAGUGUCGCCUUCGAUGCGGACCGGUUCGGUGUGCUCGAGUGGGCUGAUCUUAACGAUUCACGAUGUGACCAGCGAGCAGCUACAGAGAAGAAGAAGAAGGAGGAGGAGACGCCUGAGUGGAGCAGCUCACCGCCGAGGAGCAUGGAGGAACCCCGAGACCGAGACAUCAAUCUGACUGCUCUGGGAUUCGAUGGCGCAACAGCACUCAGGCUGUUCACACCGAUCCACUCUUCCUUUAAAAAAGAAAACAAAUCAGCUCCAGAGCCGCACAACAGGCUUCUUGUUCCAACUCCACCAACUGGAGAGCUUUCUGCACUGCGUCCUGAUUUUACGCACAGAACCAAGGACGCCCCUGUGUCUCCUGAAGAAGAGUACGUGCACGGACAGGGUUUCAUCGGGUACCACGGUUUCCCAGGGACGAUCCCGAGACUGAUCGUGACCCAUGACUCGAGUCCCAGCCACGCCGAGGACGCAGAGGUCGCAGAGUUCCCGCUGCGCUUCGGCGCUUUGUCUCUGGACGUGCAGCCCGGUCACGAGUCUCCGUACUCGGACAGCGGCUGUGGGGGCUCCCCGAUCCCCCGCGUGUCCCUGCGCAAGCUGUCCAGCUCGUCCUCGGCUGGGCUCUCAUCCGCGUCCUCAUUCGAGGAGUCAGAGGAUGACAUCACCGCGAGUGACGUCGAACCCGCCGGCUUGUUCCCGAGCACGCGCGUCCCGUGCGGCAGUCCAGAAGAGCUGUCCCGGCCAAGAUCAUGGAGGAAGUUAAAAAGCAUGGUGCAUAUCACACCCUUCAUGGUGUCCUAUAAGAAGCACUACCCGUGGGUGCAGUUAGCCGGCCACGCAGGUAAUUUCCAGGCAGGGGAAUAUGGUAGGCUGUUGAAGAAGUACUGUGCAUGUGAGCAGCAGUGCCUACAGGAGCUGAUGUCUGACUCACUCAGGCCAUACGUGCCAGGUUACUACGGCGUCGUGCGGCAAGACGAUCAGGACUAUAACCUGAUGGACGACCUGCUGGCUGACUUCAACUCUCCAUCCAUCAUGGACUGCAAGAUGGGUAGCAGAACGUAUCUGGAGGAGGAACUGGUGAAAGCUCGUGAGCGGCCCAAGUUAAGGAAGGACAUGUAUGAGAAGAUGGUGGCGGUGGACCCGGACGCCCCGAGCCCAGAAGAGAAGGCUCAGCAGGCCGUCCUGAAACCACGCUACAUGCAAUGGAGAGAAACUCUCAGCUCCACGGCCACACUCGGCUUCCGUAUCGAGGGCAUCAAGAAAGCAGAUGGCACAUGCAACACCAACUUUAAAAGGACUAAGCACAGAGAGCAGGUCAUGAAAGCCUUGGAGGACUUUGUGGAUGGAAACGUGCAGAUCUUGAGGAGUUAUUUACUGAGGUUAGAGGAACUGCGAGGGGUGCUAGAGAUGUCCGAGUUCUUCCGAACACAUGAGGUGGUAGGCAGCUCUUUGCUGUUUGUCCACGACACUUCAGGCCUGGCACGAGUAUGGAUGAUCGACUUCGGAAAGACGGUGCCUCUUCCUCCACACCAGAGCCUGGACCAUCGUACUCCAUGGAGCGAGGGUAACCGUGAGGACGGCUACCUGUGGGGCCUGGACAACCUCAUUGAGAUCCUGAGCUCCAUGAGUCAGAACAAAUCAUAUCCCGAGCCUUGACAGAAGCGCUCGCUGUACAGUGAAGCAGGGACAGAGGACACAUUAGGACCAGAGAGCUGUUGCUAAUGGCUUCGUGCUUGGAGAAGGAAAGAAGGGACAAACAAAGCAUGUGGAAAAGGAGGAGAGGAGAAGAAAUGUCGGAGUGCCUUAGUAGACUAAUCAGCAGGAUGCAUGUGCCAUGAAUGCAAAAUCCAUACACUCUUGGACCAAAAGAACAGACAGACAUUUUUUUUUUUUAAGUGGGUUUGUACAUUUAUAAGGCAAAGAAUUUAAGAUUUUUCGAUCUUUUUUUUUUUUUAAAUGUAAUGAAAAUACCGAUAACACUAGAACACUGGAAACAUAUCCAUCUGUGUAUCCUCUUAAUAUUUUUAUAGUGGUGUAAAUAGACUAAUUUAAUUUUAUUCUUAACACUUUCUUUCUUUCCUGUGAUAAAUCUUUUUACUGCCUCUUCUUUAGCCAUGAUGACACCUUUUUCUAUUCACCCUUUAAUCAGGCUUACAUUUUAAAAGUUGCUAAAUAUUGACUCCUUAAUGUUUUUAUUUUAUUAUUAUUUUUUAAACUCCUGAAGGUUAACGUCUAGAGCUAAUGGCAGACAGGUUCGUUUGAAAGAUUUAACUCUUUAACGCGACACGUCCUGCAGGAUGCUUUUGGUUUGAAGGCUUUAAUGAGCGAAUCUGAAGUCUGAUUACCGAAAGCCGUAUUAGGCGUUCCAUAAAACGUUCCCGUUUUGAAAUUUUCCUUAAAGGCACGUGGAAAUUUUGAAACAUUUCUGAGUUUUCAAAACGGAGCUCCUUUGUAAGCUGUAGGAUUCAGUCAGGGAGCUGGUUUUCUUAAGGCUCAAAUCUCAUGGGAUUGAAAUGGAAGAACGUUUGGAAAGUUGGUGAGGUGUUGGGGGGGGGGAGCCUAAUGGUUGGAGAAGCAGAUUUGGGACCAAAAGGUUGUGGGUUCGAUUCCCUGGACCAGCAGGAAUGGCUGAAGUGCCCUUGAGCAAGGCACGUGCUCCCCAGUCUGCUGUAUAUAACUCUGGAUAACAGCGUCUGCUAAAAGCCAUUAAUGUAUUUUUGAGAGCUAUAUUUUGCUCCCUUAAAGGAUUCCAAAAACUGGAUUUAUACCAAACAAAUCGUUUGAGCCAGAGAACAAGGUCUUGUGUGUCCGAAUUAUAGAACACAUUAAACAACUGGAGCCAAGAACACAGAUUAGUCACUUCCUGAGGCACUGCAUGUUAUAUUUUGUGUAUAUUUAUGUUCUCUAUAUCUGCUGUAGUUCUCUCUCUUUUUUUUUUUUUUUCGUUUAACAUCGUUAUCUGAUGUUGCGACAUACUAUCUCGCAAUUAAUCAAAAAACUUUUUUUUCAAGUGGCGCGAAUAGGCUUCCAUAUAACUGGAAUGUUCGGUUGAAUAUUUUAAACUUCUGACUGAUCCCCACCCACCCCCCACUAAGAAGCUACAAUCUGAAAUCUAAUCCAAGCCAGCAAGGAAUAUUUCAAACAUCGCAGAUUGGUGAAGAGCAUUGUUUGGGUUUUUUGGUUUUGUUUUUGAGCGGAUUGUGUUACAAGGGUUUACACAUCACGCUCCAAGAAGAAUAUUGUGACUGAAGAUGUCACUCAGCCUGUGGGCUUUUCCAUAUCCCUCAGUGCUCGUAUACCAUAGUGCCAAAUCUGAACUCAUCUCAGUGUUGUUUCAACUUGUCAACUGGAAAUUUGUGUGUGUGUGUGUAUAUAUAUAUAUAUCUCCAUGGAAAGAUUGGAUUGGUUUGCUUUGAAACUGGAACUUGAUUUUCUGGGGAUGAUUUUCCCAUCAGGUACAUACUGCUUUGGGAUAUUGUGACAGAGUUCAUUUUAAAGGCGCAGUUUGUUAUUUUUAAACCUGUUUUGCUUCCCAUCAUGCAAAGUGAAAGUGCAGGUAAAUCGUCCUUCCCGUGCACAGUCGCACCCACUUUACUGAAUUGCCUUUUAAGGAGAAGAUAGAUAGAUAGAUAGAUAGAUAGAUAGAUAGAUAGAUAGAUAGAUAGAUAGAUAGAUAUGAGGCCUUAUUAGAUUUGUUGUUUUAUAACUGUCCAUUUGUAUUGUACUGUAUCUAUUUGUUCUGUAAUUACAGAAUUGUUAGAGAUCUAGAAAGGCUUUAAAAUGGUCAAACUGUACCUUUUAAGGAACGUAUUAAAAGGUUUGACGGCUUGUCUGAGAUAGCCUAGUCGGCACUCAGUCAGAACACGGUGCUUAUUGUUAAACUGGAUUUUUGCAGUGACCGAUUUAAUUAGGUCAGCUGAGUUUGUCGGCGUUUUCCUCUUUGAAUGCAUUUUGAAGCUCACAAAGAUCGCAUUAUCGGGAAUGGAUCCUCAAACAUACAUCGAGGACGUUUGCACACUUCGGGCUAAAAUAGCCUGUAGCUGUUUUUAGAAUAGAAGCUCCUUUUAAAUUUAACUCUGCAGCUCUUUGGGGAGAUUUUAUUACGAAGUGGAUUGUAAGUGUUUGAAAAUUCAUGCCUGUUAAGGUGUGUAAAUCAGUUUCAGAUCGCUGUUUAAAAAAAAAUAUAUAUAUAUAUAUAUAUAUAUAUAUAUAUAUAUAUAUAUAAGCAGCACUGCACAUUGAUCACACUGUUGAGUGAGUUAGUAGGUCAAAGUUGCUGUUUUGAGGGCAAUAAAUAAGUUUCUACAAACUUUUUUUUAAGAAAGGUUACUAAAAAAACAACAACUUUGUACACGUUCUUAGUGUCUUCAAACUACAGCCAGGGAGUUAAACAGUCAGUGCGUUUACAUGCACAUCCAAAUCGAGCUACUGUUGGUAAUCGAGCUAAGGGUCCCAGCAGGGCUGCCAGAGAAAUCCAAUCCUACAUGCACACAAGGAAAUCGGGCUAUUGUGUGAGGUACAUUGUGCACCCGAGCCACAGGUGGCGCUACACGCCCCAUCGUGUUGGUACACUUCCGGUUGUCGUCAUGAAGAAGUGCUAUUCAAGAGUAUAAACAAAGUUAUCAGUUCCGUGUUCACAAGAAGAACGAUGACGAGGACAGCAACAUCGAGAUAUAUAUUAUAUAUUCAACUCCUUAAGCUGAAUGAGCAUGAACUCUAUCUCCUCAUUGCUCCAGAAGUGCACGUUUCUACUACUGUUGUCAUGCCGACCGAGGCUGUUGCGUUUCCCGCUUGUGGUCUCGUCCCUCGUCACUUCUGGAAGGGGCAGUGCUGAAGUAAGUAGCUCGACUAUGUAGCUCGAUAGGGUUUACAUGCACUAAGUAGCUCGGCUACAAUCGCAUAAUCUAGGUCGUGUAGCUCGAUUACGAGAAAUCCAGUUCGGUUCGAUUUCAGCCGAGCUAAGGUGUUUCCAUGGCAUUUAGAACUUCAAUUUCAGUCGAGCUACGGCAGAAAUUUGAUUUUCUCUAUGUGCAUGUAAACGCACUGAGUGAUGGAUUAACUUUAGAUUAACAAUUGACUGGAUUUUUGGGUAAGUGGCAAAAUAUAAAGGUGCGACUUCAUCUGAACGUACGAUUGUGUACAGAGGAAAAGCCGUAGUUCUACCUGACUUGUUCUGUAUUACGUGCCUUUCAUUCAGCGUGUCAGGACCAUUACAGUAUGUUUUCAAGUGCAAUCAUUCAUCUAUUCCAUGAAAUUCUUUGCAAGUGCAAACCAGACCUUUUCCAAAGAAAUGAUGUGUUAAAAGCCACUCUUCUUUUUGCAAAUGUUUUCACUCAUUUCCUUUAUCUUUAAUACCAAACCAAUAAAAUGGAAGUAUGACUGUUGGAAAAA